AUGGACUCGGUUGGUUUGCCAUUCUCAUGUGCGGCCCCGGUGGUGGCUAUUGAUGGGCCGGUGGCUUCUGGGAAAAGUUCGGUUGGAAAAGCUGCGGCGCAGAUUUUGGGAUUGCGAUUCCUGGACACUGGGAUAAUGUAUCGCGCCGUGACGUGGUUGGCCCUCCAUAGUGGGGUUGCUGCGACCGACACCGGCGCAGUGGCAGAAUUGGCUGCGGCAUGCCGGAUGGAACUGGCGCAGAGUGACAACACCGAUGCUGCCAUCAUGGUUGAUGGUAAGCCUCUUGGUACCGAAUUGAUGUCGGCGGACGUGGACGAGAACGUUUCGGCGGUUUCGGCGGUGCGCGCCGUCCGCGUUGAGUUGGUCAGGCAGCAAAGAGGCAUCGCCAGUUCCGGCGCUAUGGUUAUGGCCGGUCGGGAUAUCGGGUCGGUCGUAUUGCCCAACGCCGACUUGAAGCUCUACAUCGAUGCCGCGCCGGAAGAGCGGGCUCGACGGCGCCACGCGCAAAUCCUCCUCGUAGAUCCGGGGAUCCAAUACGACCGCGUAUUGGCCGAUACUUUGCGGCGGGACGGUUUGGAUAUGGAGCGCGCGGACUCGCCCCUGGUCGCCGCCGCCGAUGCGGUGAUUAUCCGGACCGACGAUAUGGACUUUGAACAAACGGUGUCGGCAGUGGUUUCGGCCAUUCAGUCCGUCGCCUUCGACGAUUGCGACACGGUACGAAGCGGGUAA
Molecule: messenger RNA, 729 nt
Organism: Geodia barretti
Lineage: Eukaryota; Metazoa; Porifera; Demospongiae; Tetractinellida; Geodiidae
Source: the annotation of a GenBank genome assembly